AUGGCAAAGGGGAAAAAGCGAUCCAAAGAGGCAAAGGGUAGAAAAAUCACCCUAAAGAUGGCCAAGAAUGCUCUGAAGCCAACAACGGAUGGGAAACGUCGCCUGGACCUCAGUAACAUGGAGAUCGCUACCUUCCCCAAGUGUAUUCUAAAGCUUUGUGAUGUGGAUGAGCUGGACCUGAGUCGCAACCUGUUGAAGAAGAUUCCGGAGAGCAUUGACAAGUUUGUUAACCUGAGAUGGUUAGACCUGCACAGCAACCAGCUGGAACAGAUACCACAGGCCAUCGGUCGCCUGCAAAAUCUUUACAGUCUUAAUCUUUGCAAUAAUCGUUUGAACACACAUAGCCUUCCACAUGAGCUGGGGCUUCUGAAGAACCUGCGAAGUCUCAACCUGGGCAUGAACAGCAUCGAGAGCCUGCCAGCCUCGGUUUCUGCUCUCAAGCAACUGCGGGAGCUGGGCCUCUUCAACAACCUUCUCACAUCUGUGCCUGGCUGUCUCAAAAACCUUCCCAACUUAGACAAGCUCAACAUCAAUUGUAACCCCAUCCCUCCAGAUAAUCCUCCUGAGCUGGACCCCAUCAAGCGGGUUGAGUGCCUGUACCUGGUGAGAGAGAGUUGCCUGUGUGAUGACUGCCUCCAGAGGUGCAAAGCAAAGAGAGAGAGGUUGGAUAGCAAGACGAGCGGAAGCCCAGUUCAUAAAAGGUCCAUGUUUGCUGGAUUGAUGACACCAAACUCAGUGGCACAAGAGGAUGAGGCUGUGUGGAGAUGA
Chanos chanos (milkfish) is the source of this 768-nucleotide messenger RNA. It is a transcript of the gene lrrc18b, whose product is annotated as leucine rich repeat containing 18b. The coding region runs from base 1 to 768 and encodes 255 amino acids. The record is from RefSeq and is a predicted model, not a curated record. The transcript has a single exon. Lineage: Eukaryota; Metazoa; Chordata; Actinopteri; Gonorynchiformes; Chanidae. Gene Ontology annotation, cellular component: cytoplasm. Gene Ontology annotation, molecular function: protein binding.